UUUUCGGAGAUUCCAUUCCUCUUCUUAUUAGCUUCUACUUUUCCACGUUUCUCUUGAAGCUUAGUUGCUUCAUUCAUUCACUUAGCUUCUUCACAUUUUUCUGGAAUCAGGGACUAUCCCACCUAUAAAUCAUUCAGUUAAGUGACGCACUUUUCCAGUAAUUGUUCCCUGAGCUGCUGCUGCUACUCCAAGAAAGAAAAAUUUAUUGUUUCUGAAAGGAUUGCCAGAAAUCAAACAUGGAUGUUGAUUCGCAGCCGACGAUGGAGGAGACGAUUUUGGUUGGGGAUGAUCUAAUGACGGGUCCUCCGUCGCCUGUAGUGCCCCCGGAAAUAGCCUCCCAUGUGCUCCAUGGUGUUGAUAUGUGUGAUGGAAUUCUCAGGAACAUGUUUUUGUGCUUGCAGAUCAAUGACAUCGAACCAUUCUGUCAAGAUGAGAUUGCUCUAUAUAAACAAUGUGCUGAAAGAAGGGAUAAGGAGAUAAGGAAGCGGCUUCAAGAUAGUGAAUUGAAAUUGGGUUCAUCAAUGCCUUUAGAUCAAGCCAAGGAGAGGGCUGCUCAGCUUGAGGCAGAAGUUACAACAUUAGAGAGGCGCCUGAUUCUUGCUAGUGGACUUGAGGGCAUGGAAGGUUUCCGCCAAAGGUGGAGUUUACAUGGCCGCCUUACUGAUUCCAAAAAAAGGUUGCAGUUUUUAAAGCAGGGCAUAGAAGGCAGAAACUGAGAGCAUUGCGGGAUCAGCUACCAAAACUUGAACCUGCAUCAGGGGUUGCACCAUAUUAUCUUCCCCCUCCUGCCGUUCUAUUAAAAAAACAUAAUUUCUGUUUCUUUUUUACCCUCAUUUUGUGAUGUAUGUAUUAGAGCAUUGCUUGUAAUGGGUUAUAAACUGCACUUCCAGAUAGAGGAUCAAAGGUCAAUGUUGGACAAGGCAGUCGUUGGGAAGGUUUUAUUAAACUACCUUAUGAAAAUAAAAAUGCAUAAUUGUUAUGACUGCUAA
This is a messenger RNA of Lotus japonicus, 989 nucleotides long. RefSeq lists its product as uncharacterized. Lineage: Eukaryota; Viridiplantae; Streptophyta; Magnoliopsida; Fabales; Fabaceae. The transcript has 7 exons. The coding region runs from base 237 to 716 and encodes 159 amino acids. The record is from RefSeq and is a predicted model, not a curated record.